AUGCAAGAAAGAUUAUUUCUUGUUCUGUGUGUCACUGCUACAACAGCCUUUUCGGCAACCAAGUCGAAACUACCAACGGUUGACAAGGCCACUAAGUCAGAAGAUGGAAAACAGACACAAGAGUUUGCUGAACUUCAAGGAGACGAUGCUGAAUUUGUGGCCAAAUUUAAGGGGAAGGUGGCCAAAGACAUGCGAGGACGUAAAAAAAAUGUUUUCUCGAGUUUUGGAGGAGGAUAUGGGUCAUUUGGGCGAGGAGGACGUCCAUUUGAUGGUUUCAACGGCGGUUAUGGUAGAAUGGGCGGAGGCUAUGGAGGUGGUGGAGAUGAUUUUGGUGGAGGAUACGGCGGGCCACCGUACGGAGGAGGAGGAUAUGGUGGAUAUGGAGGUGGUGGAGGCCCAGAUUAUGGUGGCUAUGGCGGGUACGGUGGAGGCGGUUACAGUGGGAUGGGUGGAGGCCCUGGAGGAUACGGCAUGGGCGGAUUUGGCGGUGGAGAUUAUGGUGGAUACGGUGGCGGAGGAAUGAUGGGAGGCGGAUAUGGAGGAGGUGGAUAUGGCGGUGAUGGUUAUGGUGGCGGUGGAAUGGGUGGCCCAAUGGGUGGUUUUGGAGGCGGAUACGGAGGAGGUGGAUAUGGCGGUGGCUAUGGAGGUGGCGGAUAUGGAGGAGGAGGUUAUGGACCAAUGGGAGGAGGUGGUUUUGGAGGAGGAGAUUACGGUGGUGGUGGCUACGGCGGUAGUCCAUAUGGUGGAGGAUACGGUGGCGAUAUGAUGGGUGGCGGUGGAUGUCCGGGUGGUGGAUGUCGUGGUUGA
Molecule: messenger RNA, 807 nt
Organism: Cylicocyclus nassatus
Lineage: Eukaryota; Metazoa; Nematoda; Chromadorea; Rhabditida; Strongylidae
Source: the annotation of a GenBank genome assembly